AUGGCUGCUGCUACUGUUCGGGCCGCUGAACGAAGGCCGACGGGGUGCCGCUGCUGUUCGGGUCGUUUGCUGCAACUCGCGAUGGAGGUUCGCUGGAAUCUGAAAUUCAAACAAAGGCCGUUUGCAAGGAUUUCUCGACAGUUCAUCGGCGAUGGUGAGAAAGGAUGUUCGCCGCUGCUGCUUGAUGAAGGUCGCCGUCGAGGAGUCAUCUCGUCUUGUUCGUCGGCACUCUGCUCGCGAGUGAUCGAGGAACCUGUUGCUCGGAUUAAAUCUCAGAAAGACUUCGAGUCGAGAUGCGGAGAAACGGAAAUAAAAAUCCCAAAAUUAGGGGGCGGGAUGCGGCUGAGAUCUGAGACCAAGAAGGUUGGAGAGAAGAUUGAUCGAGAGCCGAGGCCCGAGAGAGAAAGGCAUGGACUUUACCUGAACGGCUGA
Messenger RNA from Striga asiatica, 432 nucleotides. The record is from the annotation of a GenBank genome assembly. NCBI's taxonomy places the organism in Eukaryota, Viridiplantae, Streptophyta, Magnoliopsida, Lamiales, Orobanchaceae.